AUGGGGUGUUUAUCUUUUGGAAGCAUUAGCGAGGUGGUGGGGUGGAGCUUCUUCGAUAUUCAACUCGCUAACGCAUUGAUUGGGAUUGGCACAAGCGUAGCAGUACCCAUUGUCACGAUGGUUGGGCGGGAAAUUGGUUAUGAGCAGGGGAAAAUAGCAAGUUAUGUUUCACUCAUUAACGCUUUCCACGUGAUUGCUGAUAUUCCCUCGAGUUUGGUGGCGGAUUGCGUCGACCUGCGGCGCCUCAUGUCGUUUUCCGUAUUUGCCCAGGCGGCUGGUUGUAUGCCGGUUGUUCUGCUUGGGUGCACUAGUACGUCACUGGCCGCAUUUUGCGUAAUUAAUGGCUUUUCGACAGGUGCUUUCUUCCUUGCACGACACAUUUAUGUUGCAAGGAGGUUAAAUCCUGAUCACUGUGGAAUGGUCAUGGCAUUUCUUUCUGGUCUUUUGCGGCUGGCGCACAUGCUAGGGCCCAUAUUUUUAGGUGUAAUUGCCUCACUGUGGGGUGAUACUCGGUACUUUUUUUUCGUCCCAAUGGGGGCGUCCCUACUGGCGUGGUGUUGCAUCCAGUUUUCUCCCUACUGUUUACGUGUCGGUAGGAACGCGCCCCAAGGCCGCGCAGACGCUACCACUGCAACCCAGCUGGAAGAGGCAAAAAAACUCGACGAAGGUUCUGUUGGGGGAGAAACAGUUCCGAUCCUUCCAGGGGAUUCGUUGAUCAAGGGGCCAGUUCUGGAAGAGGGGCUCACAAGGCGUGUCGUGUCGUAUGGUGCUGUCAAUACUUUGAACACCGACAACGCGCAUAGUAACGUUGAGAGUGUGGUUUCAGAGGUUGGAAUCGCCUGCUCUCAUGAGUGUUGCAGUCUACAAAUUGAAGGCAGUAAGGGUGGCACCGCUCCCGCUACAUACUGUUCUGUCAUUAUGGAUCAGUGGAAUGUCAUAUGGCGGCUGGGCAUUUACGUCAUUCUGUUCGUGGCACUACGCGCGAAUCGAAAGCUGUUACUAACGUUUGCUGCCAUGAGAAUGGGCUUCACUGACGUUCAGCUGUCUUUUUUGCUCUCGCUGAGUUUUUCCUUUGAUGCCUUCCUCUUCCCUUUGGGCGGUAUUCUUCUUGACAACUGCAGUCGCCGUUUCGCGCGCCUGCCUGCCGUUCUGGGUCUUGGCAUUGCUUUCUUACUUCUGCCAUUACAACACUCCGGUCAGUGGCUCUACGUUAUGGCGGCAGUGUUUGGUGUAGUGGAUGCAUUGGGUUGUGGACUCAUCAUGACACUUGUGGCAGAUUACAGGCAUCAGUAUUUCGGUGGAUUGUUCUUUGGUAUCAUGCGGACGGUGCAGGACAUGGGUCAUGUGAUAAGCUCGGCAGCCGUGUCUCUCAUGAUUCACCGUUUCGACUUUGCAAUUUGCAGCAAUUUUUGGGGCGUGUUGGGCAUUUUUGCGGCGGUUUGGGGCUGGUACGGAGUCCCAAAUCCCACUCGCUGA
Messenger RNA from Trypanosoma brucei brucei TREU927, 1476 nucleotides. RefSeq lists its product as hypothetical. NCBI's taxonomy places the organism in Eukaryota, Euglenozoa, Kinetoplastea, Trypanosomatida, Trypanosomatidae. Gene Ontology annotation, molecular function: transmembrane transporter activity. Gene Ontology annotation, biological process: transmembrane transport. The record is from RefSeq and is a predicted model, not a curated record. The transcript has a single exon. Bases 1 to 1476 code for a protein of 491 amino acids.